Staurois parvus is the source of this 1488-nucleotide messenger RNA. NCBI's taxonomy places the organism in Eukaryota, Metazoa, Chordata, Amphibia, Anura, Ranidae. The record is from the annotation of a GenBank genome assembly.
AUGCUGCUCACCCUGGGCGGGGAGGAAGGGGUGUCUCGGGUGUAUGCUGAUCCUGCGAAAAGGCUUGAGCUGUAUUACAGACCUAAGGACCCUUAUUGUCAUCCAUUGUGUGCCAAUCGCUUCCCCACCACCACUAUGAUCCUACGGGUGAAGAUAAAAACUCGGAAGAAAAGGUCAGAUGGGAUGAAAACUGAAAGCCAAGCUUCAGAGGAAAAGGUUACCAUGGAAAUCAUUGGUGUGGUGGGAACAGUCUAUAAAUUCCAAGGCAUGUCGGAUUUCCAGUACCUGGCAUUUACCCAUGGCUCUGAUGGAUCCCGGAUCUCUCUGUAUGAUAAAGUCCUGCUAACAAAACCUGAGAAAGAGGAGUUCUUCCAUCAGGACCUGCCCUUAUAUAUCCCUCCUCCUAUUUUCUCUCGAUUAGACAACCCAGUGGAUUAUUACUACAGACCAAAUAUCAACCACAGGGAUGGCUAUCAGCCCCCAAAUUUAUCCAGUGAAAAUCUGAUCGGCCUUAGUAGGGCUCGUAGGCCUCACAAUGCCAUAUUUGUCAAUUUCGAAGAUCCGGAAAUUCCUGCAGAGCCACAUCCAGCCGCCUUGAAAAACUGGAAGAAGCUGUGUACUAACCCCAUAGACAGUCAUGUGGAGCAGGAAAUGAUAAGGCUUUUCAGCAUCCGUCCAAUAUGGUCCCGAAACGCAAUUAAGGCCAAUGUCAGCGUUCACCCCGACAAGCUGAAGUUACUUUUACCAUAUAUGGCAUAUUAUAUGUUGACAGGCCCUUGGAGAAGUCUGUGGGUGCGCUUUGGCUAUGACCCCCGGAAAAACCCAGAAGCUAAAAUGUACCAAGUGCUUGAUUUCCGGAUACGCUGCGGAAUGAAAUAUGGGUACGCCCCAAAUGAGAUGCCUGUAAAAGCCAAACGUAGCACAUACAACUACAGCCUGCCUAUCACUUUGAAGAAGCCAGUACCACAGGCAAUUAGCGUGCAGGACCUGACCCAAGGACUGGCAGCUUCCAGCAUCCUAGGGAGUAAAAAGAUUCCAUCCAACAAGUAUAAACUAAAGGACUCUGUUUACAUAUUCCGAGAAGGAAGCUUGCCUCCAUAUCGGCAAAUGUUUUACCAGCUCUGUGAUAUACAUGUAGACAGUUUGCAGGAGAUCUUUAAGCGCAACGAUGAAGCAGAGACUGAAUGUACCGAACGAGAUGGCUGGUGCCUUCCAAAGACCAGCGAACAGCUUAGAGACUCCAUGUGCCUCAUGAUCAAACAGAUCAUCCGCUCCAAGAGACCAGCCCUGUUCUCUGCUCCAUCCACUUCUGCUGACAAGAAGGAGCAGCUGAGUUAUGAAUCUGGAGAAGAGGAGGAUGAUGAGGAGGAAGAGGAUUUUCAUCCUUCUGAAGGCAGCGAGAAUGAAAUGGAGACGGAACUCCUGGAUUAUGUGUUAGAUGACACCCAGCAGCCUGAUCCUAUGGAUGAAUCUAGAACUGAGACUUGA